This is a messenger RNA of Aspergillus calidoustus, 1932 nucleotides long. Lineage: Eukaryota; Fungi; Ascomycota; Eurotiomycetes; Eurotiales; Aspergillaceae. The record is from the annotation of a GenBank genome assembly.
AUGGCAGGAGACCAGCCGGCGACUCCGACCCGCACCGCCAAACGGGACAGCCACAGAUCCCGAAAAGGCUGCCCUGAAUGCCGGAGUCGCAAGAUCAAAUGCGACGAGCAGAAACCUGAAUGCGGCCAGUGUCUAAAGAGCGGUCGAGCAUGUCGAAUAAUAGACAGCAUAUUCAAGCCGCAUUCUUAUUCAUUCCGGACGACACCGGCGCAGAGACCGCAACUUGUUGAUCGGGUCGGGCCCAGUACACGACUGCCACCCGAAAGUGCGGCACAGAAUGCAGCUGAGGAGACCCAAGAACUCCCGAUACAACCCGUGAAUACAGACUCGCCGAUUACAUCACCGUCCCAAGCGAUACUUGGCAAAAGGAUCUUGAAUGUGUCCCCAAUCACUGCUCACGAUCAAGGUACGGAUUGUGUACUUUCCGGGCAUACCGUGAAUGAGACUGUGGAUCCAAAUUCAGGGCAAGACUCGGCAUCACUGCUGGCAUCUCCCCAUGGCAUCGAGUCAACAGCCAGGCCGUACGCUACUCCUAUAGGCCAACUCGAGGAUAACUAUCAGGACCGCUGUGAGAUCGCUUUCUUCCUGCGGCACUUCUCGGAAGGACCAGGGCAGUGGAUGGACGUGUGCGGAGACCGAUCUUACUUUAGCCAACAGGUGAUACAGCUCUCUCAUUGGAGUCCGCUCAUACGGUAUGCUGCUUGCGCUCUCGGGGCAAAGCAACUCGGCCAGACGAGACACCCUGAAGCUCAGAUCCGGCACACAAAUACCCAAACUCUCAUGCUCAAAGCUCUCAUCGACACCAAGGUUGGGUUCACCUGGUAUGGGGCCAAGUACUACGAGAAAGCAAUCCAAUUGCUUGCGCAGCAAAUUUCGCAAAGUGGGAAUCCGUCAUGCUCACUGUCGCCCAACUAUAUAUACGGGACUGGCUUGACGCCGCAAAGUGGUGAGUUUGAUCUUCCGCGGGACCACGAUGAAGCAGCUGCACCCUUUCAGAUCUUGGCGGCGUGUAUUCUGUGUCAGUAUGAAGAUGUAAACGCCACCCUCCGAGCGUGGUCUGGACAUAUUGAUGGAAUCCACCGGUUAUUACGGCCUCAUUUACCGGACCUUGUUGCAUUUCGCGUAGCCAAGCGUAUUCCUCAGCCAGAAAGAGCGUUUAACGCGGUAUUCUGGUUCUAUGUCGUUAACGACAUGCUGAAUGCGUUUAUUUUAAAGAGGAAAACUCGCGUCAAUACUGACGACCUUGUGUUGUGGCGAAGGAUGGGCGUACCACUUGAUGAUCAUGGUAACCUUGCUAGAAGCACCACCGAAGGCCAGCUGGAGGUUACUCUGUUCAAAACUCUGGUUCGAAUGAUGUGCCAACUAGUCAACUCCGAACUAAACGACGCUGGGCAAUGGGCAAUACUGAAGGCACACUUUGACCGCUGGCAGAGCAUGGUGCCCCAAUCUUUCUACAUCCCGAUUACAUGGCCUCCUGUCGCCGAACCGAGCAAUAUCCAGAACGUGGACGCAUUCACUCGUGAAAUCUGGUUCGCCAGUGACAUAUCAGCAAUAACUCUCGCAUUCUACCACAUGUCGCGGAUGAUUCUGCUUGUCAACUGCCCAAUGGACCUAUUCAUUAAUCAACGAGAGGACCUACUGUCGGCGUACAACAUUUUACAGCAGGAGCUACGACAACACGCGAUGGAGAUAAUCCCAAUAAUGCAUGCAAAGCCGAGCGAAACUGUUCAAAAGUACAUGCUCCAGCCACUGUAUGUUGCCGGCAGAUGUUUGACAGAUGAGAAGGAACGCAAGAGCUUACUACAGAUACUUCGAAAUAUGGCCGAUGAUUUUGGACUAUUCACAGAUGAUCGUAUUAAGGACCUCUGCGAGGAAUGGGGUAUGCCGUGCAAUGGUAUUGAUAGGAAAGAUGGCCAUGGCAUCUUGACAUGA